Messenger RNA from Hyposmocoma kahamanoa, 788 nucleotides. RefSeq names its product pleckstrin homology domain-containing family A member 3-like. Bases 49 to 702 code for a protein of 217 amino acids. NCBI's taxonomy places the organism in Eukaryota, Metazoa, Arthropoda, Insecta, Lepidoptera, Cosmopterigidae. Gene Ontology annotation, cellular component: trans-Golgi network; early endosome; recycling endosome. The record is from RefSeq and is a predicted model, not a curated record. The transcript is spliced from 5 exons. Gene Ontology annotation, biological process: receptor recycling; retrograde transport, endosome to Golgi; endosome organization.
GCCAAAUUUUUGAUCGCGAAAAUUCAUAUUUUCCAAAAAACGUAUACAAUGGAAGGUACAUUGUGGAAAUGGACAAACUAUUGGAAUGGUUGGCAAACCAGAUGGUUCGUUUUGGAAAAUGGCAUUUUAUCUUAUUACAAAUCCCAGGAGGAAGUAAAUCAAGGCUGUAAAGGAUCUGUAAAAAUAUCAGUAUGUCAGAUAAAUGUGAACACCAUAGACAACACUAGACUGGAUUUAGUUAUCCCUGGGCAGCAGCACAUGUACCUGAGAGCUCCAUCCCCACAGGAUCGGCAGAAGUGGCUGGUAGCUUUAGGCAGUGCCAAGGCCUGUGUAGAUUCCAAAGGAGAUGCUAUUGUCACAGGCCUCGAGGACACAAAUGCUCUGUGCCACAAAAAGUCUGAACUAAGACUAUACUGUGAUCUCAUGAUGCAACAAGUUCAUGCAGUUAAGAGUGCAGCUACGUCUGAAGAAGGACCUGAAGUGCAGAAAAUUGAAGAUGCGUCAAGCCUUCUAACAGCAACCUGUGACACGUUUAUCAGAACCCUUGAAGAUAUUAUGAAGUUAACUUCAACGCUAGGAGGUAAUGGGGUACCUUUUGAUAUGGGUCGAGCCAACAUAUCAAAAUGUGCUAGUAAACUGCAGUCCACGAAUAAGACACCUAGACAGAGUUUAAGUAGAUCUGUAUCCCAAGAGAACAGGUGAAGUAAUAAAUAAACAUAGAAAAUAAAAUGUAAAUUGACAAUUCUUGUAAAUAAAACUUCAUAUAAUUAAUUUAUGUAAAAACUACC